Molecule: messenger RNA, 783 nt
Organism: Acanthosepion pharaonis
Lineage: Eukaryota; Metazoa; Mollusca; Cephalopoda; Sepiida; Sepiidae
Source: the annotation of a GenBank genome assembly
AUGGGGUUUUAUUUGUUCCUCUUCAUUAUAUUUGACAUCAUUUUUCUUUUUUAUUUUCUCUCAUUUUAUUUUUUCGAAUUUUCUUUUCUUAUUUCUUUCUUAUUUUUUCUCUCUUAUUUUUUUUUCCAUUUUCUUUUUCUUUUUUUCGUUCACUUAUUUUCUUUUUUAUUUUCUUUUUCAUCCAUUUUCAAUUUUCUUUUUUUUCAAAAAUUUUCAUUUCAUUUUUUUUUUAAUCCAUUUUCUUUUCUUUUUCUCGUUCAUUAUUUUCUUUUCUCUUAUUUCUUUUUAAUCCAUUUUCUUUUCUUCUUUUCUCUAAUUCUAUUAUUUUCUCAUUCACUCGCUUACUUCACUUAUUUUCUCAUUAACUCAUUUUCUUCUCUGAUUUUUUCAUUCACUCAUUUUCUUCUCUUAUUUCCUCUUUCACAGAUUUUCUUCUUUUAUUUUUUCAUUCACUCAUUUUCUUCUGUUAUUUUCUCAUUCAUGCAUAUUCUUCUCUUAUUUUCUCUUACACUUAUUUUCUUUACUUAUUUUCUCAUUCAUUCAUUUUCUCUUAUUUUCUUUCACUCAUUUUUCUCGUAUUUUUUCUUCAAAUCAUUUUCUUCUCUUUUUUCUCUUUCACUCAUUUUCAAUGCUUAUUUUCUCUUUCACUUAUUUUCUCCUCUUAUUUUUUUCUUUCACUCAUUUCCUUCUCUUAUUUUUCCCGAAGAAAUAAAUGUAUCUUUCCUUCUCCAAAUCCUAAAGAAUAUUUUAUUUUAUUUUUCUCGUCAGAUGAAAGAUUUAUAA